AUGCCUUGUGGAAAGAUGAUGACGCAGAGAGAAAAGCAGCCCAAGGUCACACUCGCCUGCCUCCUCUUCGCUGCUGCAGGCUGCUUUGCGGACCUGAAUGAGGUUCCUCAGGUCACUGUCCAGCCUUCUUCCACUGUCCAGAAGCUCGGAGGAACGGUGAUCCUGGGCUGCGUGGUGAAGCCCCCCUGGAUGACCACCACCUGGCGCCUGAACGGGAAGGAGCUGAACGGCUCAGAUGACACCCUGGGCAUCCUCAUCACCCGCGGGACCCUCGUCAUCACUGCCCUCAACAACCACACUGUGGGCCGUUACCAGUGUGUGGCCCGGAUGCCUGCAGGGGCCGUGGCCAGCGUACCAGCCACCGUGACACUAGCCAAUCUCCAGGACUUCAAGUUAGAUGUGCAGCACGUGAUUGAAGUCGAUGAGGGGAACACAGCGGUCAUCGCCUGCCACCUUCCCGAGAGCCAUCCAAAAGCCCAGGUCCGGUACAGUGUCAAACAGGAGUGGCUGGAGGCCUCCCGGGAUAACUACCUGAUCAUGCCAUCGGGGAACCUCCAGAUCGUGAACGCCAGCCAGGAGGAUGAGGGAAUGUACAAGUGCGCCGCCUACAACCCGGUGACGCAGGAAGUGAAGACCUCAGGCUCCAGCGACAGGCUGCGCGUGCGCCGCUCCACUGCUGAGGCUGCCCGCAUCAUCUAUCCACCAGAGGCCCAGACCAUUGUUGUCACCAAAGGCCAGAGUCUCAUCCUGGAGUGUGUGGCCAGCGGGAUCCCACCCCCGAGGGUUACCUGGGCCAAGGAUGGCUCCAGUGUUGCCAGCUACAACAAGACACGUUUCCUGUUGAGCAACCUCCUCAUCGACACCACCAGUGAGGAGGACUCUGGGACCUACUGCUGCAUGGCCGACAAUGGGGUUGGGGAGCCCGGGGCCGCGGUCAUCCUCUAUAAUGUCCAGGUGUUUGAACCCCCCGAGGUCACCAUGGAGCUGUCCCAGCUGGUCAUCCCUUGGGGCCAGAGCGCUAAGCUCACCUGUGAGGUGCGUGGGAACCCCCCGCCCUCUGUGCUGUGGCUGAGGAACGCUGUGCCCCUCACCUCCAGCCAGCGCCUCCGACUAUCUCAUCGGGCCCUGUGGGUGGUCAGCAUGGGGCCCGAGGAUGAAGGUGUCUACCAGUGCAUGGCUGAGAAUGAGGUUGGGAGCGCCCAUGCUGUGGUCCAGCUGAAGACCGCCAGGCCAGGCACCACCCUGAGACCGUGGUGGGAUACUCAGUCGGCCACUGUCACACCUCCAGUGCCACCCUCCAGACCUGGCAGCCCUGACCAGAUGCCCAAGGGCCACCCAGGGCUAUUGAGGCCCCCAGCAUCAGCGCAGCCAGCCUCCCCACAGUGUCCCGGGGGUCAGGGGCCAGUGGCCCCUGCCGAGGCUCCCAUCAUCCUCAGCUUGCCCCGCACGUCCAAGACUGACUCGUACGAACUGGUGUGGCGGCCUCGGCAUGAGGGCAGCAGCCGGGCACCGGUCCUCUACUACGUAGUGAAACACCGCAAGCAGGUCACCAACUCCUCUGAUGACUGGACCAUCUCUGGCAUUCCGGCCAGCCAACACCGCCUGACCCUCACCAGACUAGACCCUGGGAGCUUGUAUGAGGUGGAGAUGGCGGCCUACAACUGUGCAGGCGAAGGCCAGACAGCCAUGGUCACCUUCCGAACUGGACGACGGCCCAAACCUGAAAUUGUGGCCAGCAAGGAGCAGCAGAUCCAGAGAGAUGACCCUGGAGCUGGCCCCCAGAGCAGCAGCCAGCUGGACCAUGGCCGCCUGUCCCCCCCAGAAGCUCCAGACAGGCCCACUAUCUCCAUGGCUUCUGAGACUUCAGUGUAUGUGACCUGGAUUCCCCGUGGGAACGGUGGCUUCCCCAUCCAAUCCUUCCUUGUGGAGUAUAAGAAGCUGAAGAAAGUGGGGGACUGGAUUCUAGCCACCAGCGCCAUCCCUCCCUCCCGGCUCUCAGUGGAGAUAACAGGCCUAGAGAAAGGCACCUCCUACAAGUUCCGAGUCCGGGCUCUGAACAUGCUGGGGGAGAGCGAGCCCAGCACCCCCUCCCGGCCCUACGUGGUGUCAGGCUACAGCAGCCGAGUGUACGAGAGGCCUGUGGCAGGCCCUUACAUCACCUUCACUGAUGCCGUCAAUGAGACCACCAUCAUGCUCAAGUGGAUGUAUAUCCCAUCAAGUAACAACAACACCCCAAUCCACGGCUUUUAUAUCUAUUACCGACCCACAGACAGUGACAACGACAGUGACUACAAGAAGGAUAUGGUGGAAGGGGAUCGAUACUGGCAUUCCAUCAGCCACCUACAGCCAGAGACCUCCUAUGACAUUAAGAUGCAGUGCUUCAAUGAAGGAGGGGAGAGUGAGUUCAGCAACGUGAUGAUAUGUGAAACCAAAGCUCGGAAGUCUGCAGGUCAGCCUGGUCGACUUCCACCCCCAACUCUGGCCCCACCUCAGCCACCACCCCCUGAAACCAUAGAGCGGCCAGUGGGCACGGGGGCCAUGGUGGCCCGCUCCAGCGACCUGCCCUACCUGAUUGUUGGGGUCGUCCUGGGCUCUAUCGUCCUCAUCAUCGUUGCCUUCAUCCCCUUCUGCUUGUGGAGGGCCUGGUCUAAGCAAAAGCAUACAACAGACCUGGGAUUUCCUCAAAGUGCCCUUCUGUCCUCCUCUUGCCAAUAUACUAUGGUACCACUGGGAGGGCUCCCAGGCCACCGAGCCAGUGGGCAGUCUUACCUCAGUGGCACCAACGGCCGGGCCUGUGCCAAUGGGGUAUACAUGAACAGGGCCUGCCCUGUAGCUGCCGUGGGCUACCCAGGCAUGAAGCCACAGCAGCACUGUCCAGGGGAGCUUCAGCAGCAGGAGGAUGUGAACAGCAUGCUGAGGCAGACCUUUCUUGGCAGUGGAUUCGACCCCCACAGUCCACAGAUUCCCAGAGCACCCAGGUCUAACCCAGAUGAGGGCGCUUUCCUGUAUACACUGCCCGAUGACUCAGCUCACCAGCUGCUCCCGCCACACCACGAUUGCCACCACCUCCAGGAGCAGCCUGAAGCCACGGGCCAGCCAGGCAUGAGGAGUGUACUCCAGAGUCCUGGGCUGGAAGCCAUGUGGGACCCUGUUUUUCACCCAGGACCCCCAUGCUGCCUGGGCCUCGUGCCGGUUGAAGAGGUGGACAGUCCCGACUCCUGCCCCGUGGGGAAAGGAGACUGGUGUCCCCAGCACCCCUCAGGGGCCUAUGCGGGGCAGGAACUCGGGGUGCGGCUCUCCCCCAGCCCACCAGUGCAUAUGUCUUUUGAAACACCACCUCCUACAAUUUAG
Molecule: messenger RNA, 3351 nt
Organism: Rangifer tarandus platyrhynchus (Svalbard reindeer)
Lineage: Eukaryota; Metazoa; Chordata; Mammalia; Artiodactyla; Cervidae
Source: the annotation of a GenBank genome assembly